Cladocopium goreaui is the source of this 5085-nucleotide messenger RNA. NCBI's taxonomy places the organism in Eukaryota, Dinophyceae, Suessiales, Symbiodiniaceae. The record is from the annotation of a GenBank genome assembly.
AUGGAGAGUGUUGCGAAUGCAGUCUCUCUGGCCGCAAGUGCAGCUUCGCUGGCGUUGGACGCCUCCACAGAUGCUGUGGCACCUCUUUGGGCACAGCUGCAGCUCAUUCUUUCCGCCGCCGCGCAGGUCACUUCAGCCUUUUGGCUCCUCCUAGCUGAAGCACUUGGACAGCUAGGACGGGCUGUGCUGACCCACCCAAAGUUGGCCGUGGCUGUGAUUGGAGUUCCAGUGGUGUCUGUUGCGUUGAAUGUCGAUGGCAUGAGCCAAGCAGUGCUGUUGCACAAAGUGCUCGACAGCGAGUGCUUGACGCCCACGCUAGUGCUCUAUACCAGUGCCAUUUGCAAGGUUCGGAAGAACUGGCGUUUGGCCUUAGGACUUUUUCAAGAAAUUGCUGGGAGCUCCCUGGAAGCGAAUGACUUCAGCUAUGGGGCAACCAUCAGCGCUUGCGAAAGGGGCGCACAGUGGCUUCAUGCCAUUUCUUUGCUGCGUCAACGCAAACCAGAUCUGCCAUCCUUCAAUGCGACCUGCUCUGCCUGCCGUGGUGUGGCAUGGACCAAAGCCUUGCAGCUCAUGCGGACCGAUUUACGCUUACGUUUGAACGUGGUAAGCUUCAAUUCAACAAACAGCGCUUGCGAGAAAGCCUCCGCAUGGUGUAAGGCCUUGAUGUUGCUGGAGGAUUUGCAGCAGCGUUUUCUUUCUUCAGAUGUUGUCACCUGCAAUGCCUGCAUCAGUGCCUGUGAGACUUCUGAAACGUGGCAGCGUGCCCUUGGACUCCUUGGACUACUUUCAGCCACGGCAGCGGUGGCCUCCUUGAUAACAUACAAUGCUGCGUUGAGUGCUUGCAAAGUUAUGUUGGGCUGGGUGGCAGCCCUUGAACUCCUUGCUUUAUUGUUACGGAGUCGAACUUCACCCGAUCUGGUGACCCACAAUGCAGCAAUCACAGCUUGCUGCACGCAGUGGCAAUGGGCAUUCUUCAUAUUUCAUCGGCUAAAGUGGACCUGCAAGAUGCAGAGUGCACAAAAUGCGCUGCACCUUGCACAGAUGGCAGACAUCAUCACCUAUGGUGCCAUCAUCGCAGCGAGUGAAAAUGCCGCCCGAUGGCGAAGUGCUGUUGGAUGGAUGGAGGAGAUGGUCAUCCGUCAUUUGCAGCCGGAUGUCGUGGCCUGCAAUUCGUCCAUGAGCGCCUGUGAGAAAGCGUCCCAGUGGCAGCAGUCCUGGUGUCUUCUAAUGUCCCUUAGAGGUGUGAGAGCUGAUGCUUGCAGCCACGAUGCAGCAGUCAGUGCAUGUGAAAAGAGAUCCGAAUGGCAGCCGGCCUUUCUACUCCUGACGACCAUGCAGGUGAGAGGCUUCAGGGGAUCCUUGAUAUCACGUGCAGCCACUGGCAGCAGCGCUGGAAAGGCAUUCAGCUGGCAGAGUUCGGCUUUGUUUUUGUCACAAGCGAAGAGCAGGACUUUGCGGCCUGACCUGGCAUGGUGGAACAGCUCCUUAAGCGCUGGUGAGAAAGCCUUCCAGUGGCGCCAAUCCUUAAGCCUUUACAGGGUACAGUUUCAGUGCGGAGGAGAAGCUGCGUCUGGACCUGUAGCGGCUGCAUGUGCGCACCUGGGAUUGUGGAAACAGGUCCUUCAACUGCCGCACGAUGACAUGGUCUUAGGAGCCGCCAUCACAGCCUGUGAGAAGUGGAGAAAAGAAGGUGUGUUGACGCUGGUUGCUGCAGGGUUCAUCAACCUCAGCUGGGAGCGCGGCCUUCGUGACUCCCGUUCUGGUCGUUUGCAGAGUGCUGGUCGCCGAGCUCUGUCCGAGGUCUCCAUGGGAGGCCAUUCAUCCGGUGAGGGUGAGUCGGACAUGGAUGAGGCUCGUUGGGAGGAAAUUGAACGUGCUGAGGAGCAGAGUCCCGAUGUUAGGUAUGAGGCACAGCGGUUGCCUGACGCGUCACCUUCAAUGCUGUCCGUGCUGCAAGAGGAACGUACAAAGGGCUGCCGCUUCUUUAUGGGUGGCCAUAGUGGUGGUAGCUUUGCAAAGUCUGAUGAGUGCUUGCAGUUUCUGGAGCAACAAGUCGAGGACAUAGAAUACCAGCCUGAUGAACUGGUUUUCCAGCAGGGCAGUGCUAGAUCAGCAUUUCUCGUGGUCAAGCAGGGUGAGGUCGUGGUUGAACAUGGCUGUCGCUCUGCUGAUGUCUAUAGCGUUGGACCUGGGAAUGCCAUUGUGGGACUGCUCUUCAUGUUGGCCAGCAUCCCUGGCGGUGCCUCCACGGGGAGUUCCUGGAGUGUUCACAGCAGUUCUGCUCGCGCUGGAGCUGCUGGGGCUUUGGUUUCGGCAGUUCCCCUGAAAGCGUUUAAGGAGGCCUUCGAAAGGUUUCCCAAAGCCAUGCAGCGUUUGGUGCAGAGACUCUCAGUUCGUUUUUCGACGGUCGUCUUCGACACACUUUCUACCUAUUUUGGGCUCAGGAGUGAAUUCAUGACGCAGUCGACCUUCAAGGCCAAUGAGGCACCCCUUGAGGAGCUGAGAAAUCUGAGUCCAUCCGAGGCUUUCCAGCCACUACUGGAAAGUUGUGGCGAGAAGGGCGAGAAGGAGCUGGAGAAAGCAGAGAUGCUGAAAUUUGAAGCCGGCAGCUUUGCCAUUCCUCCCCAGUCUCGCGCCAAGCAUUUGCUGCUUCUUCUGGAAGGUGACUUGGCUGUGGAGAUGCAAAACGGAGCAGAGACCUCCAGGAUAUCACCUGGAAAUGUCAUCGGUGAGCUGUCAAUCCUAACUGACAAGGCAUCGUAUAUUUACUAUCGCUGCAUCUCCAAAUGCGUCUUUGCGGCACUCUCCCGCGAGGUCUGCAUCCGGCUGCUGGAAGAGUGUCCCAGGACCUUCAUCCUGACGCUUCUACACCUCAUCGUAGGUCGCACCGCCAGUUGGCUCCAUCGAGUGGAUGCUUGCUUGGACUGGCUCACUGUGGAAGGGAGCAGCUGCCUAUAUCGUCAGGGUGAUGAGAUGUCCGGUUUCUUCAUGGUUCUGUCUGGCCGGCUUGUCGCUUUGGAGAAGGUUGAAGAAAAACCAGGAGUUCCAAGGGUCUUGCGACAAAGCCGACAAACUGAGCGGGUCACAGACCUUUUGCAACGUGGUCGGCUUUGUGGCGAAUUGGACUGCUUGCGAAAAAGUUGUUACUCCCAGACGGUUCGCGCCUGUCGCGACUCUGAACUUUGCCGGGUUUCACCAACGUUGCUGCAGUUAAUUGCCAUGGACUUUCCGCAGGCGAUUCUGCAUUUUAGCUCCUACAUUGGAAGCCGGCCACAGCAGUUGCAGGACGUGUCGAGCGCCAAGUACAAAACCACCAUCACAGUGGUACCAGCAACCAAAGAUGUCGACAUUCAUGAGGUGUGCUCAAACCUAACUUCGGCUCUCAGCAAGUUGGGCAAAACCAUGCACAUCUCGCCCUCCACAGACCUCUUCUUUUCGCCUGGCCUCAAGGGCUCUGCAAGAAGCUUGGAUGAAGGGCGUUUGGGACGGCUCCUCGCAGAUAUGGAGGAACGGAGUCGGUGGCUGGUUUAUGAAGCGGAGCCAAAUAAUGAUGCCUCAAUCACGGACUGGACCAAACGCUGCGUGCGCCAGGCAGAUCACAUUUUAGUCGCUGCAAAUUUUAAUGGACAGGGCCGUGGUGAUGUGCCGCAGACCCCCAAUGAGAAGUAUGUACAAGAUGCCGCCCCGCUCUACGUGACCAGAGAGCUGUUGCUUUUGCACAAAGGCGCAGGAGGAAAGGCAUCUCAGCUUGCCUCAAUGGAUGAUUGGUUUGUCGGCUCUGCGGCCCAUGCCGAUGCCCUGAAGCCUGGGGUCAGUGGCUUCGUGCGGCACCAUCUCUUCGUGCACAAGGGCCGCAAGUCCCAGCGUUCCACACGACAUUACUUGAAUCAAAGACCUUGGGCAAGGCGCUGGCAUCAUGUACGGCUCGGCCCAGAAGAUGCUCGGGAUUGGGCCAGGGUGGCGCGGCUGCUGGCGGGAAAGGCUGUGGGUGUCUGCUUCGGUGGCGGCGGUGCACGGGGCAAUGUGCACUUCGGCGUGAUCCAGGCGAUGCAGGAGUUGGGGAUCCCCAUCGAUGUGGUCUCCGGGACCUCUUUUGGCGCCUUAGCAGCUGCAAUGUAUGCCAUUAGUGCACCGGAGCCCAGCUCUCUGAGACGUGUGGUGAAACGGGUGAUGACGACACAGUUUUCAACCCGGAAGUUGCUGAUGGAUCUAACUUUCCCUCGCACAGCCAAUUUCACAGGUGCAUUUCUCAAUGCCAUGCUGAAGGACAUCUUUGCACGUCGUCGUUGUGAAGACUUGCUGAUCCCCUUUUCCUGUACCAGCACCGACAUUGUGCAGUUCGAGGAGAAGGUGCAUAGAGACGGACCUUUGUGGCGCGUGGUACGUGCUUCCAUGAGCCUGGUGGGCAUCGCACCGCCGCUGCCGCAUCAGGAGCGAAGAGAAGACGGAAAAGUCACUACAACUUUGCUCGUUGAUGGGGGGUAUUCCAAUCAGUAUCCCAUCGAAGUGUUGAAAGAACAUGGAGCCGGCAUUGUGAUUUGCGUUGAAUGCUGUCCCGACUACUCUCCGGUUUGCACAGACUAUGGCGAUGCUGUCUGGGGGGGUUUAGUAACUUUGAAGCGGCGGCUUCUGUGCUGUCGACGAAACACUGCAAACCAAGACAGAGAUCCUCCUACCCAGGCGGAGAUCCAGGAGCGUCUCAUGUACUUGGUGGAGGCACUCAAGGAUCCUCACCGCGAACGCGCAAAUCUGGUGAUAUCUCCAGAUGUUUCGCCCUAUGGCCUUCUGGACAUGCCCAAGUACCAGGAGAUCAUUCAGCUUGGUUAUAACACUGCCCGUGUGGCAUUGGGUCAAUGGCUGGCAGACGAAGCUCCUGACAGCAUCCGGGAGAUUAUCCGGAUAGCAAAAGAGGAGGAAAUUGCUUCCAAGUCCAUCAAUGAAGUGGAGUAUGGUUCUCGUCUAAACUAUGCAACUUGGCGCAAAAAUGCGACUCGAGUUGCAAGAAAGCUGCUGAAGCGGAGAUCGCGAGCAGCUUCUGAAGAUCAUGAUGAUGCUGCGGACUACGAAGCAGAGAGUGAGGGCUAG